ACAUUCGAAUAAUUUCAGGUCUUAGGAACCGUAGAAAUUGAUAUUGUCAAGAAUUUUCAUUUUUUAAAAACACUAAUUUGAAGCGUUACAAAAUUUACUUAAUCAUGAAUCCAUCUGACAAUAAUCAGCAUUACGGUAGCUACAACCCUGCACCUCCUAGUCAGGAAUCGUAUGCCGUGUACUCUCCGCCGUCGCAGUCUUACCAGCAACAAUUUCCACAGCAAGGAUUCGUCUCGUCCCACCACCAUUCUGUUCCCGACAAUAACCCCGGUCAGACGCUAAACAUGUCUCGCAUGACAACUCCAGGACUAUAUCAACAUACUCAACCGUCAGCAAUUCAACAACCCAACACAGGUUCCUUUCCGGCGGGUGGCAUCCAAUAUUUCAUGGACGCCGCCUGUACGGUUCCGGCCGGUUCGUUGCCCCAUCAACCGCAAGCUUUGAAUCAGUUCCCGCCCCACCAGCAACGGGCUCUGAUGUCACAGGCGGCUUCGCUGUCCCAACCAGAGCGCACGUUGUCCAAGCAAAGCCAAUGUGUCAAUCCAAACUGUACCCACUGCUGCAAGCCCCAGACGGCGCCGGCCGGACCAAAUCCCCGACGACAGUAAACUAGUGGCUUGUUGAAUCAAACAUAUUUUCAAUAAAUUUUGUUUUUUUACUUGGC
Molecule: messenger RNA, 664 nt
Organism: Armigeres subalbatus
Lineage: Eukaryota; Metazoa; Arthropoda; Insecta; Diptera; Culicidae
Exons: 3
Coding region: 105-608 (167 amino acids)
Source: RefSeq, a predicted model, not a curated record